Messenger RNA from Lytechinus variegatus (green sea urchin), 2328 nucleotides. Its product is annotated as target of rapamycin complex subunit lst8-like. Gene Ontology annotation, biological process: TOR signaling; regulation of actin cytoskeleton organization. Lineage: Eukaryota; Metazoa; Echinodermata; Echinoidea; Temnopleuroida; Toxopneustidae. Gene Ontology annotation, molecular function: protein binding. Gene Ontology annotation, cellular component: TORC2 complex; TORC1 complex. The coding region runs from base 251 to 1198 and encodes 315 amino acids. The transcript has 8 exons. The record is from RefSeq and is a predicted model, not a curated record.
CGAAGCAAGCUCGCGGUAAGGUCUUUGCCUUGUUUACAAACAAAAGACUGGUAUCAUUUUGUACCGUUAACUUGUAGGUAGAUCCCGAGACAGACUAUGCGUUUUCAAUUUACGAGAAGGGCUACCAUACCGAGCCUUUUAUACGUGCAAUUACCUUCAUCAGAUGACGUGCGGAAGCUGCUUUCUUUGAUUAGUUUGGGUCUUUUAUUUCUCCUUCAGCUGGCUACUUCUUAGCCGUUUUUAAACAGAAAUGGGAAAUCCAAGCGAUCAAAUAAUUCUCGCUACCGCCGGCUAUGACCAAACUAUUCGUUUCUGGCACGCACACACGGGUAUUUGCCACCGCACUGUCCAACAUCAAGAAUCGCAAGUCAAUCAUUUGGAAAUCACCCCUGACAGGAGUUUAUUAGCUGCUGCAGGUUACCAGCACAUCCGCAUGUAUGAUAUCAACUCAGGGGACACCACACCAAUCAUCAACUAUGAGGGAAUUCCUAAGAAUGUUACAUCGGUUGGGUUCCAGGAAGAAGGCAAAUGGAUGUUUACAGGUGGAGAGGACUGCACGGCUAGGAUAUGGGACCUCAGAGCACAUAACUUACAUUGUCAGAAGAUCUUUCAAGUCAAUGCCCCUGUAAACUGUGCUUGCCUACACCCAAACCAAGGAGAGUUAAUUGUUGGUGAUCAAAGUGGAACUGUGCACAUUUGGGAUUUACGGAGCUGCCACAACGAACAGCUGGUUCCAGAGCAGAAUUCCUCUAUCCAGUCGAUAGCCAUAGACCCUGAGGCUACUCAUAUGGCAGCAGUCAACAACAAAGGCAAUUGCUACGUCUGGAGGAUCACCCAAGGCCAGGGUGACAACGCCCUCUCACAGCUCCAUCCAAAGACAAAGAUCCCUGCUCACAAGAAGUAUGCCCUCAAAUGCAAGUUCAGUCCGGACUGCACGCUAUUAGCAACUACAUCAGGAGACAAGACGGUUAAGAUCUGGAGGACAGCAGACUUUUCUCUUCUGCAAACGUUAAGUGUUGACAUGCAGCAGUGGGUGUGGGACUGUGCAUUCUCAUCUGAUUCACAAUAUGUAGUCACAGCAUCAUCUGAUAGGACGGCUAGGUUAUGGAGUAUAGCAGAAGGAGAGGUCAAACGAGAGUUUAAUGGUCAUCAAAAGGCUAUUACAUCCCUAGCUUUCUGUGAUAACAUCACCCCCUAGAUUACCCACCACCCUACUGCAUUGUUAUCAUAGCAACAUAGGAGGAGAUGGGAUCGGCGAGAGUUCAGGAGUCAUCAAAGGACAGUAUCCAGAGCCUUCUGUUAUGACUUUACUUCAUAGGCUUUCACUCGGACAUUGUUGCCAUGGCAAAAUGGUUAGACGUAGUGAUGUGAUGACUGCUGACGUAUUUCCUCUGUGCCAUAUUAUUCCGGUGCUGAGGAUUCUUUGUAUAGAAGUUAAAUGAUGAAUGCGUAAGGAGUGUGGAUAAUGACGCUAUGAGAAUCAAAGAUCUCUGAACUAUUUGAAGAUCACAUAGACUGUAUAUGGACAACCCUGCAUUGUAUGGUGAAACUGUGUUGAUGUUUUUCAUCUACAACACAAGUGAAAUUGCUUUUUGUUAAAAUGAAAAUGAAGAAAAACUUAUUAAUCUGUCUUUAUCUUGGAUUGUACAGAUUAUUACUGCACUACAUUUACUAUACACAAUAAAGUCAAGAUUAUACAUGAUGACAUGGCCUCUGAAUUCCGGUUUAACUUAGGCCUUGGUCUAAUUUUGUGCUAAAAUUAUGGGAAGCCAGACACUUCAAGAUUACUUUUACAUUAUAUGUUUCUUACCUUGACAUGGUUCUUUCCACAUGUUUUUAUGAUGAAGAGAACUGUUUCAGUAUAUCAUUCCCAGCCAGUUAUGAAAAAUAUUAAUGUCAAAUAUGCUGAUCAAUUGAACUUGUAGUGUUAGAGAUACCCGUCACAAUUGGCUAUCCAUAGUUAAACUACAACUUCAGACCAAAGUUAAGGAUAUAAGCCCAUGUGACUAAGGUUAGUAAUUCACUAAUUUGAAAGAGCAAUUCUGAUUGGUUCCUAGUCAGUGUACUGAGAAAAAUUUGCAUGCAAUAAUGAUCUUGAUAGGCCAUUUCCAGCGAUUAAUCGCUAACCUUUGUGUUACGAGGCCCUGAUGUGGUGACGAAGUACACAGGUUAUAAUGAACACACAAUUAUCAGCAAGUAAGUCUGUCAGAGUCAAAUCUCAUGGAACCUCAGAAAUCUGAUCAACUUUGAAGAGGUAAAUUACACAUUUUGCAGUCUAGACUGAUCGCAUAAGUGAUAGUGAUUUUCUGAUAGUCGAAUAAUCACUGA